GAAAGGAAGUUGAUUUAGUUAAGAAUUGUGUAUGUGCAGAAGGAAAAUGGGUACCUUCAGUUAUUGGGCAGUUAUGAAAGAAUGACCCAAACCGAACAUCAUGUAACUUGCCCACAACAAUUUCAAGGCACAAGAGAAAUGAGCUGCUGAGACAGAGAUUCAUUCUAGCACAUGCCACUGCAGUACACAUGAAUAUGCCAGUGUUUCCUGAUUUUACUGUUAAGAGCAGCUGCUGGAUGGCUAAAAGACAAAAAUGUACAAUGUUUACAAGUUGAAGUAACCUCUCUCAAGGUCCUCCAGAAGAGUAGAAGAUGUUCAGCACUGUAUCGUGCUUUUUUUUGCACAGUGUGAAAAAGAAAACUAAUUAUUUCCAAAAGCAAUGCCGACAGUACUCAAGAAAACUAAUUUGUAAGUGGAGGCAGGUGAAACCACAACAUACUGUGACAGCAAGAAUUUUUAGAGAUCCUGAAAAUGUAGUUUUCCAAUUAAGGAAGGAUCAAAGAUGUUCCUUCACCCAAGAGGUAUUUCAAUGCCAGCUCUCUCCUGUUCAAAUCAACACGAUCCUCAGAGCCAAUGAAUUGUCAGUCAGGAUCCCAGAAUUUGAUGGUAGAAGUCUCAGUUCUGUGCUUAGAUUUGAGAGUAAUCAGCUCCCAGCAAACUCACCUACAGAGGACCGAAGGAGUGUAGCCACUUGUAUGCAGACUAAAGGCAUGAUGUUUGGUGUAUUUGAUGGGCAUGCUGGUUUUGCUUGUGCACAGGCUGUGAGUGAACGCCUUCUUUAUUACAUUGCAAUGGCUCUUAUGCCUCAGAAAAAUCUGGUGGACAUUGAAUUUGCAGUGGAGCAUAUGAAACCAGUUUUGCCCAUUCUACAAUGGUAUAAACACUCAAAUGAUUACAUUUACAGAGAAUCUGCAUCUCUUUAUAUAGACCAACUCAGAGUUUUCUGGCAGGAGCUUAUAGACUCUGAUAAUGCUGAGGGAUUGAGUAAAAAGGAUGCACUCUCUCAUGCUUUUAAGAGGCUGGACUCUGAUAUUUCCCUGGAAGCCCAGAUUCCUUUGAACAAUGACCUGAUGAAGAAUACAGCUAUUCAGGUAGCAUUUGCUGGCUCCACUGCCUGUGUAGCUCAUGUGGAAAAUGCCAACUUGCAUAUUGCCAACACUGGAGAUUGCCGAGCAGUACUAGGAGUUCAAAAUGAAGACGGAAGCUGGUCAUCUUUGCCUUUGACUAAUGACCACAAUGCUUUAAAUGAGGCAGAAGUGUUACGUGUUUUGUCUGAGCAUCCCAUGGAAGAGAAGGACACAGUUAUAGUUGAAAACAGAUUGCUUGGACUUUUGAUGCCUUUUAGAGCCUUUGGGGAUGUCCGCUUUAAAUGGAGCAAGGAUCUUCAAAAGAGUAUUUUAGAAAAUGGCUUUGAUUUAGAAUCCCUAAACAUUCAGCAGUAUUCGCCUCCCAAUUAUCAUACACCACCAUAUUUGAAGGUAGAGCCAGAGGUAACUUACCACAGGUUGAGACCUCAGGAUAAGUUCCUCAUUUUGGCCUCUGAUGGCCUCUGGGAUAUGCUGAGUAACGAGGAAGCAGUUAUGCUGGUGGCAGAGCAUUUAACUGGAAUUCAUGCCAAUGAGCCAGUUUCUACUAGUGAGAAGCAGGUUAGUUUAGGAGAGAUGCAUAGUCUUUUGAUAAAGCGAAGAACAAGAACUGUGCCCCCUUAUGAUACCAAUGUUGCCACUCAUUUAAUCCGGCAUGCCAUUGGCACCAAUGAAUACAAGGAAAUUGAGCAAGAACGAUUAGCUGCCAUGGUAAGCUUGCCUGAUGAUCUGGCCAGGAUGUACAGAGAUGACAUUACUGUAACUGUUGUCUAUUUUAGCUCAGAAUUACUCAGAACACUUUAGUUUUUUGUCAUAAAUUAAUAUAGGUUACUGAAUUAUGAAAUAAUUCAUGUUUGUAUUUAUAGUAAACUACAGAAUAUUCCCAUGUGAAAUAAUGUAAUUAUGGUGCUUUUUAAGAGAUUUUGCUGCCUGUUAGUUGACAUGCCAUCAGGUACAAAGUGAAAAGGGGGCCAGGAAAACCUCAAAGUAACAAAAAUAACACUUUUAUAGCAGACAUCUGAUUAGAUAUUUUGAUUUUAAUUUAAAACAAUAUCAAACAAAAGAGGACUUUGUUCUGAAAAUGAAAAUAAACUUAUUUUGUGAAAAAACAAAACCUUCUGACAAAAGAAAGGAGCUGAAGAAGUAAGGAUUUUUAAAGUGAAAAAUAAGAAUGAUCUUCAUAGGUGUGGAUGUCCUUGGGUCUUACAAACCAGCUUCUGUAUUUCCAAGUGUCAGUGUAGAAAAAAAAAAAACUAUCCUAACUGGUUAAAAAUCUAAAGAGAUUGGCACAAAUGUGGUCCUACUUUUAGGAGUAUGAAUAGUAGCAUUUUAUGAGUUUUACUCAUUUAGGAAACUACUCCUAGCCACAAAGAAAAUAUAAUAUAACAAAAGAGAAUUAGGCAUUUCAACCAACAGCAAAAACUGAAAUGUUUGUAAAGGCCUUGUGAAUGUCAAAGUCAUAUUGCUGUGCUUUCUGAAUCCAGAAUAAGAGAAGAGAAAAAAAUACCAGUUAAUUAAAUGAGAUCAAUUAUUAUCAUUGAUUGUGAAUAUGGUUGGAACAAAAACCUGUAGCUCCAGUGGGUCCCCAGGACCGAAUUUGGGAACCACUGCCCUGGAGAACAUGAGAUUAUAUAAAUAUCCCCUGAAGUUAUCCCUUUGACUUAAAUAUCUUGAGGCACCAACUCAAAUAAAGUGGAGUGGAUUGACUAAAGUUUUGCAAGACAUUAACAGAUGGCCAAUUUUGAAUCUAUCUACACGUACUUGAUCUCCAAACUUAACACUAUUAUUAAAUCUGGGUAUAAAAACUUGAUCCCCCAUCCAUCUUUAAAGUUGUAUUUUAUGUUUUAGUGUUAACUGGAUGUUGUAUGUUUCUUCUUCUUCUUGUUUGUUGUUGCAUCAUUGCUAGUGAAAAUAACAACUGCCUCAAAUGUCAGUUGUAAAUGCUUUUGUAUUACUGUUGACUUGUUGACAACUGAUGAGGAUGACUUUUAGUAAAUUUGUAACAAUUAAGGGAUGUUUUGGGAAUCUCCCCUCUGCUAUUUUGUUGUCAGCAAUGGCAUAGGAUUUCAUUUUUUAUUUGUAUUUGUUUAUCUCUUGAAUGUCCUUGGAAGUUUUAUAUGCAGUUGUAGUGGUUGUCCCCUAUACACACUGAGGCAAGAUGCUAGAUUAAUUAUUAUAUAUGAUCAAGGUUGAAUCCUCCUAAAUGAACCCAUUAAAGUAUUUGGAACUAAACACUCUCCUCGAUGGCCCUGGAUAUACACGUGUCCAGGGAGAUGCCAGUUACCACAACUUGUUUAAAUUUGCCCAAAGGUGACAACUCUCUUGCCAAUGGUGUAGAAAUAUGUGGGUGUACCUAUAGUCUUUACCUAUGCGUACGUUUCUUGAAUCUCAUUUUAUUAUGUUUCUACCGCAGAAGAUCAAUCAAACAUGUAGCAUGUGAGCAAAGCCAUGGUACUCAAAUAUUGAUUUAAUGGUCUCAUAAAUAGUAUGUCGUUUUGUUUUAAAUCAUAUUAGAGUUAAAAUAUAUAAACCCUUCUACUGAUUUAUCACAGUGAAAAUUUUAAUAUUGACUUCUCUUAUAUUUUUGUCUACUUGUAAUGCUCUGUUGCAGUACAGAUGUGGUGUGGACAUCACACUCGGAGAUCAGUAAUGCGCCUGUUGUAUGGCAAUGUGAGUGGCCAGUUCAUCAACUUUUUGAGAGUAGUUCUGAUUUAUUUCCCCUCCACCACUUUAGAUCUUUCCUUUGAUGUUUUUCAAAAUAUCAUCUAUUGAGAAUGUAAUGUUUGUUACCCAUCCCACACUACCCCUAUUAGAGCGCCACCAAUACUUAGUGGGGAAAAUGCUAUUCUGGUACCUUUUGAGUAGUAUGCAAUUUUCUGUUAUUGUUGAGAAGGAAUGCCCAUUGCUGACGACUAUUAACUCUUUAUUUAUACAGUACAUUCAGAAAGUUUUUAAACCCCUUCCCCUUUUCACACCUUGUAAUGUUGCAGGCUAACACUAAAGUCAUUUUGAGCAACACCCAGAGUAACAAAGCAAAAACAGGAUUUUGCACAUUUUUUGUUAAUUUACUUUAAAGGAAAAUGCUGAAAGAUCGUAUUGACACAAGUAUUUAGAACCUUUACUCAGUACUUAGUGAAAAGCACUUUUGGCAAUGACUACAGCAUGGAGUCUUCUUGGGUAUGACAGGAAAAGCUUCACACAUCUGGAUUUGGGAAUUUUCUGACAUUCUUCUCUGCAGAUCCUCUCAAGCUCUGUCAUCUUGAAAGGCAACCAAGAGUACAGCUGUUUUCAGGUCUCUCCAGAGAUGUUUAAUUGGGUACAAGUACAGGCUCUAGCUGGGCCACUCAAUGGCAUGCACAGAAUUGUCCCUAAGCCAUUCCUGUGUUGUCUUUACUUUGUGCUUAGGGUCAUUAUCCUUUUUGGAAGCCCACGUGAGGUUCACCUGGAGCAGGUUUGCAUUUAGGGUAUCUGUAUUUUGCUGCGUUCAGCUUUCCCUUGACCUUGUAGUCUCCCAGUCUCUGCUGUUGAAAAGCAACCACAUAACAUGCAUCUACAUUGGAAUAGUUUUGCACUGGUGAUGAGUGUAGUCUAGUUUCCCCCAGUAGUGACACUUAGAGUUGAGGCAAAACAGUUCAAACUUGGUUUCAUUAGAUCAGAUAAUCUUUCUUCUCACAGUCUGAGAGUCCUUUAGGAGCCGUUUUGCAAACUCCCAGCAGGCUUUCAUGUAUCUUUUACUGAGGAAAGGCUUCCAUCUGUCCAGUCUGCUAUAAAGCUCAAAUUUGGGCAAUGUUGCUGUGAUGGUUGCCCUUCUGGAAGUUUCAGCCUAUCUCCACACAGGUUCUUGGAGCUCAGGCAUAGUGAGUACCCGGUUCUUGAUCACCACUUACCAAAAACAUUCUCCCUCCUUUGCUCAGCUGAGUCAUAGUUGUUCCAAACUUUUUCAGUUUAAAAAUUAUGAAGGCCACUGUGCUCUUGGGAAUGUUCAUUGCUGGAGACAUUUCUUGUAGCCUUCCCCAGAUAUACGCCAUGACUGGCAAUUUCUUACUUUGCUCUUAUACAAAUUUUCAAGUGUGGGACUUUCUGUAGGCAGGUGUGUGCCUUUCCUAACCACGUACAAUCAGUUACACCUUGUUCGGAGUUCACCUUUAAUAAGUUUAAGGACAUCUCAAGCCAAAAUUUAAGUGUCAUAGCAAAGGGUCUGAAUAUUUGUGUCAUGUGAUAUUUCAGUUUUGUUAUUUUUAAUACAUUUUCAUUCUGGGGUAUUAAGUGUUGCUUGAUGUUGGAAAAAAAUUAAUGAUUUCAGUAUAAGGCUGCAACAUAGCAAAAUGUGAAAAAAGUGAAGGGGGUCUGAAUACUUUCUGAAUGUGUUAUUUGUGCAGUCUAAACAACUGUUUGAAUUAUAAUUCAUUGUUUGUGAUAGUGCUCUGGAAUUUUUAAAAUAAUAUGUAUGCAUUAGCCCUGCGGUGGGCUGUAUCCCUGCCCGGGGUUCGUUUUCUGCCUUGCGCCCAGUGUUGGCUGGGAUUGGCUCCAGCUUACCCCGUGACCCUGUGUUAGGAUAUAGGGGGUUGGAUAAUGACUGACUGACUGUAUGUAUUAUUUGUUGGAAUGUAAAUUGAGACUUUAUUUAAAAAGAAAGUAUAAUACAAGUGAGUUAGGUUACCAUGAUUAGAAAUUGUAUAAUGGAAAUUAGAAAAAAAAUUCAGUGACAAAAACAAUAAAUAUAAACUGAUCCAACAUUAUAAAAGCACAUUAACAAGAACAAAAAAAUCAAGAAUAAGAGAAGACAAGUCUAAAAAUCCCAUAGAGAAGAUCAGUAGACAUAGGGAGGAACUCCUGGGGACAAUUCUGGUGGCAAGAGACUGAGAAAAAUGUUGAACAUCCUCUAAGAGUCAUCAU
Erpetoichthys calabaricus (reedfish) is the source of this 5981-nucleotide messenger RNA. It is a transcript of the gene pdp2, whose product is annotated as putative pyruvate dehydrogenase phosphatase isoenzyme 2. Bases 312 to 1889 code for a protein of 525 amino acids. The record is from RefSeq and is a predicted model, not a curated record. The transcript is spliced from 3 exons. Gene Ontology annotation, biological process: protein dephosphorylation. Gene Ontology annotation, molecular function: protein serine/threonine phosphatase activity; cation binding. NCBI's taxonomy places the organism in Eukaryota, Metazoa, Chordata, Cladistia, Polypteriformes, Polypteridae.